Molecule: messenger RNA, 375 nt
Organism: Rotaria socialis
Lineage: Eukaryota; Metazoa; Rotifera; Eurotatoria; Philodinida; Philodinidae
Source: the annotation of a GenBank genome assembly
AUGGCAUAUCCAUAUUAUAGUGGAGCAUUUUGGCAACCCCCACCUGUAGCGCUACCACUUGGUGGUACUGGUGCUCUUAGACCACUUAAUGAAGAAGACUUAAAUAUUUGGAACAUGUAUGAACAACAUUUGAAAAAGAAAAUACAAGCUCAAUUUAAUCUAUCCAAUUAUCAUCAUCUUCAACCAGUUCUAGUUGCUACACAAACGGUUGCCGGAAUUAAUUAUUUUUUCAAGGUCGAAUUACCCUAUAAAAAAUAUGCAACUGUUCGUGUUUAUCAUAUUCCAUGGGAUGUUAGUACACAUGGUAAACCAGAACAAGUUGAUGUGCAUGGCAAACUUCUUGAUAAUCCUUAUGAAAAUGUUGCUUAUUUUUAA